GCAACAUUCAAAUGUGAUUAGUCUUGAAUUGGGUUCUGAUCUAAUCGGAACUACUUUGAAGAGAAAAAAUUGAGAUCACGAUGAAGUUCCUUGAUAAGUUUGAGUUACCCCGGGCAGAUCCUGGAACAAAGGAAUUCCCAAUAUUGGACUCGCCAUGGCCAUCGACUCUCAUUUGCUUGGGAUAUUUACUAUUCACACUUAAGCUUGGACCUAUUUAUAUGCGGAAACGCCAGCCGUAUAACGUGAAAGCCUUCAUGCUCGUCUAUAAUAUCGUUCAAGUGAUCUACAAUGGAAUAAUGUUCUCUUACGGGGUGUACCGAGUUAUCAUUAAUCCGGCGUACGACAAUAAAUGCAUGGAAUCCUUCCCACUUGACCAUCCGCUGAAGCCUACCGAACGCUGGGCUACAUACAUCUUCUUCUUGAAUAAGUUGCUCGACCUGAUGGAUACCGUGUUCUUUGUAUUACGAAAAAGUUAUAAGCAAAUAACUACGUUACAUCUAUACCACCAUGUCAUUAUGGUCUAUGGUCCGUAUUGGGUUAUCAGAAUGUACGGCACCGGCGGCCAAUACGCAAUGAUGGGAUUCUUUAACUCCUUCGUGCAUACCGUCAUGUACUCCUACUACUUUAUUUCGGCUCUUUAUCCCGAGCUCAAGGGCAGUCUCUGGUGGAAGAAGUAUAUCACUCUACUCCAAUUGGCACAGUUUAUUUUGCUAUUCUUCCAACCUAUACAUGUGCUCAUCUUUAAUCCGACUUGCGGAUUUCCAAUGGGACUGCAUCUUAUGCAGCUGGCGGCGGCAACAUCCUUCAUAAUCAUGUUUAGCAAUUUUUAUUAUCAUGCUUACAUUAAGCCCAAGACAUUGAAAACGCAGUAAAAUAUUUCUUAAAAUAAAAAAUAAAAAAAAAAAUUAAAAAAAAUAAAAACCUGAGCUUUGUUAAAAUAUAAGUACACUGAUAAGAACUGAAUUACCAUACGAAACGUACGCAAUUGUUAAGGCAUAUGUACAAAAUCUUUUUAUCGAUCCAUAUUUAAGCUGUACGUCUAUAUGCUAAACAAUUUUUAAUAGAACUGUACGAAAUAUUAAAACAGAACGGCGCAAUUA
This is a messenger RNA of Drosophila mojavensis, 1100 nucleotides long. RefSeq names its product elongation of very long chain fatty acids protein F. Gene Ontology annotation, biological process: fatty acid elongation, polyunsaturated fatty acid; very long-chain fatty acid biosynthetic process; fatty acid elongation, saturated fatty acid. Gene Ontology annotation, cellular component: endoplasmic reticulum membrane. Gene Ontology annotation, molecular function: fatty acid elongase activity. Bases 81 to 872 code for a protein of 263 amino acids. The record is from RefSeq and is a predicted model, not a curated record. NCBI's taxonomy places the organism in Eukaryota, Metazoa, Arthropoda, Insecta, Diptera, Drosophilidae. The transcript is spliced from 3 exons.